Molecule: messenger RNA, 306 nt
Organism: Linum tenue
Lineage: Eukaryota; Viridiplantae; Streptophyta; Magnoliopsida; Malpighiales; Linaceae
Source: the annotation of a GenBank genome assembly
CAGCAGCAGCAGCAGAAUGGCUCACACUGAAUCUCAACCACCCACUCCCUCCAAGAUCCCCAAUCUUCUUUUUCAUUUCCCUAUAUGAAUUGGAAAGAGAAGUUUUCCUUUCUCUACCAUCUCCCCUUUUUGUUUGGCUCCCAAGGAAAUCUUACAACAGAAAGGAAGGGAAAAUGGAGCAAAAGCGACAAAACAGCCGGCUCACAAGUCACAGCACUAGCUGGUGAUGGAGAUAGGAGACAAAUUCCCCUUCUGGUAAAACCUUCUGUAUCCCAUGAUCCCUUUCUCAGUUCAUGAUAAGAGAUC